This is a messenger RNA of Zerene cesonia (dogface butterfly), 2349 nucleotides long. RefSeq lists its product as uncharacterized. NCBI's taxonomy places the organism in Eukaryota, Metazoa, Arthropoda, Insecta, Lepidoptera, Pieridae. Gene Ontology annotation, biological process: regulation of transcription by RNA polymerase II. Gene Ontology annotation, cellular component: transcription regulator complex; nucleus. The record is from RefSeq and is a predicted model, not a curated record. Bases 717 to 1541 code for a protein of 274 amino acids. The transcript has 3 exons.
GCUAGGUAUUUAGUUACAAUUACUUCUAACUAAGAAAAACGCGUCUCGACGGAAAACGGGUUUUAACGGGUAUAAAGAUUACGCACAACGCAAACUAUAUUGAAAACAAUCAAAAUAUGUAAGUGAUACUGGAAACGGAAAUAAUUUCAACAAACAGGACUUAAUCAGUAUAUUUGUUGCAACAAAUCACUUGUUAUAUAUAAUAUUUUCUUGUAAUAGGUAGGUAUAGUGAUAUCUGAAAUUUAAUUUCAAAGUAGGUCACAGCAUAUUUUCUUAUCUGGUGUUGUAAAGGAACGUUUGAAGAUUAAAUUAAUUGCUAAAAUAAAAAGUGUUUAUUUAAAUAAUGUAUCAUCGUAUUGAAAUUAAUCGGAAUUAGUUAGAAGCAUCAAAACUACGAAAGUAUUGCACGGACGGGCUCGGAGCGAGCGGCGCGAAUCGAUACCCGACCAUGUGGAAUUUAUAAAAGUGCGGCCUCUGCCGGACGGCGGACAGGGCGUCUGCGCUCUUGCUUUUUCACGUGUUUCCCUGUCUGCACCGCUCGCGCCCGCCGCGCCGCCGUGCGUGCGAGCGGGACGGACACACGCUCGCUUGCUUCUCGCUGCGCGUGUCUGUGUGACGCUCUGCGCGUUGACGUGUUUGGCGUCGCGCUCUCGUUGCGUCGUGACGUGUCCGUUAUUUAUAUCCACGUUUUAUCGCUUAAAGCCUAGUUUUCGAUAAUGAAAAAGUGUAAGAAGGAAAAGUUGACGGUGCGGGACGACCUGGUGUCGUCGGCGAAGAGUGACGUGGGUCGCAUGGUGGACUCGGGGCAGGCGGACGACCGGCGCCUCAUCCGGCUGGUGCGCGACAGGCAGCUGCUGUACGCGCGCAACAACAUGCCCGUGGCGAGCUACUACACGCAAGUCAAGCGCCUGUGGGACGAGGUCGCUCGGGAGAUGGGGUGGACCGUGGCGGACGUGCGGCGCAAGUGGUCUCACAUCCGCAACUCGUACUCCCGACACCUGCGCAAUGAAAUGCACGGCGCGUGCACCAGCAAGGGCCGCAUGGUCUCCAAGUGGUACCUCGCCGACGACCUCGAGUUCCUCCGGGAGCACAUGGCCACGGACACACGAUCAGCUCCAUACCCAACGUUUGCGACUUCAUUCCUGGAAAUGGACAUCGGCGAGUCGCAGAAUUCAGACUCGCUGGACGUGAAGCCGUUCAUAUCCAACCCGUGGUUUCCGCUCAACUCGGCGCCGCUGCCCUUCGACCACAAGGCGCACAGCGAGGACAGCUCCAGCUCACACGCCUUCACACCCGACGAGAACUCGUCCUACUUCCAGUUCUUCAGGGGCAUCUACAAUGAUUACCAGGAGUUAUCCGCGUCGAAGCAGAGGCAGUUCAAGCGGCAGUGCCUCACAUACCUCCACGAGCUGCUGGACGAAGAAGAACAGAACAGAAAUAGAUUCGAACAGAGCGACGCCCUGAACUUGUCGAAUUCCAACGUGUGCAGCGAGGACGAGCCGGAUUCCAAGGUGUUCGUCGGCGAGAACGGCUCCCCUUGAUAGUGGAAAAUGGAGCACAAACAUUCACUUGUGAUUCUAUAACGGGUCGCAAAGACCAUAGUACAAUUAUUACCUUAUGACUAUGACUAUAUUAUUUAAAAAUUUUAAAAAAGAUUAUAAUCAAUAUAGGCUUAAGCGAUGGAUCUAGAUCUCAGAAAUGCAUAAUUCCAUCCAUUAAUGAAGAACAGUUUAUAUUAUGAUAUUUUGUUUGAUUGAUUUUGAUGAUAUUUAUAAAUUAAACUUUUAAAUCUUAAUGAUUGUGACAUUAUAUGAAGUAUUGUUACGUCAACAUAGAGUUAAAAGAAACGAAAUAAUGUUUUUGGUAUGUUUUCAAAUAUAUUUUUAUUUGUAAUGCUGUUUUGUAAAUAUAAUAUGUAAGACUCGCAAAUGUAAGGUUCCGUACCAUCGCAUACCGAAUUCUAGAUACUUGGAGUGCUUAUAUCACAGCGCUAUGGCAGAAUGUUCUGUCCGUCUAUCAAACUGAUAAUUUAUGAUAGCAUAAAAAUGUGGUUAAGCUUAAUAUGUUUUUGGGGGUUGGGGGGUUGAACUCCAGUCAAUUAAAAAAGUGUUUAUUGUAAAUGACUACAAUGACUGUAGUGUUUUACUAAGGUUGUAUAUUUUUCUUUUAGUAUUAUAUUUCCAUAAUACAAGGGAAUGUGGAUUUGCUGAGUGACUGAAUGGAGUGAAUCCUUGUAAGAUAUUAAUAAUGAAAUGCAUGAUGCUGUCAACAUCGACGCUCAAUGUGAUAUGUGUAUGUAGGUAGAAAUAAUAGAGUAUAAUACUAAAUUUGUUAACAAUUAAUAAAUAA